Messenger RNA from Botrytis sinoallii, 4044 nucleotides. RefSeq lists its product as uncharacterized. The record is from RefSeq and is a predicted model, not a curated record. Gene Ontology annotation, molecular function: nucleic acid binding; RNA-directed RNA polymerase activity. NCBI's taxonomy places the organism in Eukaryota, Fungi, Ascomycota, Leotiomycetes, Helotiales, Sclerotiniaceae. Gene Ontology annotation, biological process: siRNA processing. The transcript has 5 exons. Gene Ontology annotation, cellular component: nuclear RNA-directed RNA polymerase complex. The coding region runs from base 149 to 3757 and encodes 1202 amino acids.
GUCUCUCUAUUCUAUCUUAUCUGAAGUCAUUCAUAUUUCUCCCACAUUUGAUGCUUUCUUCUCUCUGAAUUUUCUCGCCGGUCUUGUGAUAUUCUCUUGACUUGAUAAUUGUUUCCAUCUCCACGGUGGUGACAUUCAUCAAGACGCAAUGGAGGUAUUCGUGAGAAACGUGCCAAUUCAUGCUGGAGAGCACGAUCUUCGCAAUUUUCUCAGGCCCAAGUUGAAUGCUCUUACAAUUCGUGCGUUUCAUUGUUACACUGCGCGAAGCAUAGACUAUGCGAAAAUCACCUUUCGGACGGCUACAGAUGGAGAAAAAUUUCUACGCAAGUUUGGUGAACGGAGACCAAACAAUAGACAACGAAAUCCGAGAGCUACUCCGGCAAAGCUUGUUUAUCACAGUACGCCGAUUUAUUGUGAGAAGAGUAAAUCAGCUGCCAAUCCAUAUUUGCUCCGAUGCUUGGAAAAGGAAGAGAAAGAACGUGUUGAGAAUUCCUAUCUUAAUCAUGGCCCACCAGUUGCUAACACUUCGUUUGAAUGCUCUACAAUCAUGUGUGGUAAUUGGAGUUAUUUUGGAGAGAAUUUGGUCUUCAUGCCGGAGUUGAUAUGGCAAAGUAGGAUCAUUGUUCAUUUCAAGGAGAGAGCAAUGAUAUUGGUUCUGAAUAACGGAUCAAGGAUGGUAAUUCGGUAUGAUACAAUUGAACUUCUCACAACUGAUGACGGUCAUUACCCAGGAAUUACUGCGACGCUUCAUCAAUCCCCUCAUUUCUUCAAUUCGCCCCCCAAAAAUGAUCUCCUUGAGAUGAUCAAUAUGUUUGGUAAAGUAAACCUCAGAAACGGCAGCAGGCCUCACACAAAAAGGUCUCGAGUCGCUGGUUUUGGCGAUAAGCACAAGGAGAUUGCGGGGAGCUCUCGCGUGUAUCGCUGUACAUUCAAAGACACAAACGGAUUCUCAUCGGUUAUUGAGCAAAAGUUGGAGACAUUGAAGAAUGCUCGAGGCAUUCCUCCAAUGAUUCAUCAUUCUGCUUCAAUUAUUAGUCCUAGAGAAUCUCAUAUUAUCGGACUCAGGAAACUCCAUGAAGCUUUAGAGAGUUUCAAUAACGAGCUACCAUUCCCAUUGACAUUUCAAGUCCAAAAGCUAGCCCAGAACGGAUAUUUGUCUCCUCGCAAAAUAAUCGAUCUUCUACCAGCCUUCACUUCAAUGUUUGAAAGAACUACUCUUCCAAUUUGCGUCACGACCAUGAGGAGGUUAUUUUUGCAAAUCCCAUACCCUGGACCCAAUGUCAAAGCGGAAGAUUUUGACGAGAACGCCAUCAUUGAACUACUUUUGGAUAUUGAGAAGACCUCGACUCAAGAGGCCCAGUAUGCCGAAGGAUUUGGGGGCACAGCCUCUCAGAAUACUGCUUUGAUUCAUCGGGUUACCAUUACUCCUGCCGGGAUGUAUCUAGAUGGUCCUGAGUCUGAGAGUAAUAAUCGCAUACUCCGUAAAUAUGCUGGCAGCCAUAGUAACUUUGUACGUGUGACCUUCUGCGAUGAAGAUGGCGGAAGAAUUCAAUAUGCAUCAAAUGUCUCUAACGACGAGAUAUUUGACGGAGUUUUCAAGAAAGUUCUACAAAAUGGUUUCUCAAUUGGAAAACAGAAAUAUGAGUACCUAGGCUCUUCACAUUCUUCUCUUCGUACACAAUCUUGUUGGUUUGUGGCACCUUUCACACAAAACAAUGUAUAUCAUGAUGCCCAGCGUAUUAUCCGCGACUUAGGCCAGUUUGGAGAUAUUCGCUCCCCGGCCAAAUGUGCGGCACGAAUCGGACAGGCAUUCUCUGAUACACCAAAUACUCUCACUCUUGAUGAAACUGUCACAAUAGAAAUAGUUGCUGACGUCGAACGAAAUGGCAGAGUCUUCAGUGAUGGAGUGGGCACAAUGUCGGAGUUAUUGAUGCACAAGAUAUGGGAUAAACUACCGAAUAAACACCGUGUGAAGCCGACUUGUUUCCAAAUUCGCUAUCAAGGCGCCAAAGGAAUGAUUUCUCUGGAUAGUCGUCUCCCAGGCGUUCAGUUACGACUCAGAGAUUCUAUGAUAAAGUUCGAAGGAUCGAGUUCGAAUGAUCUUGAAAUAUGCGGCGGUGCAUACAAACCCCUCCCUAUGUAUCUUAAUCGACAAUUCAUUAAAAUUCUGGAAGACUUAGGAGUGCAGCCUGAAUACUUCAUGAGGCUCCAAGCAAAGGAAAUCUCACGAAUGAGAGCAAUCACAGCCAAUGCAUACAACGCAUCGACAUUUCUUCAAACCAAAAGAGUCGGAGAUGUUGUUCUUCUCCCAUACCUUAUUGACCAUUGUUCUGCUUUAGGUUUGGACUUCAGAAAUGAUUUAUUUUUACGGGAUGUUCUCGAAAUGACAGUCUUGAUUGAGCUUCGUACUUUGAAGCACAAGGCCAGAAUACCCGUCGAGAAGGGUUAUCAUCUACAUGGUAUCAUGGACGAGACUGGAAUUCUAGAGGAAGGCGAGAUUUAUUGUUGUUGGCUUGAGGAUGGAAGACGCACAACUCUGGUCGGAUCGAAUGUUGUUAUCACUCGUGCUCCUGCCCUUCAUCCUGGAGACAUUCAAUGGGCGACUGCUGUGGAUGUUCCAGCUGAUUCUCCGUUAAAGAAACUUUACAACUGCGUUUGCUUCAGUCAGAAAGGUCCUCGGGAUCUACCAAGUCAGUUAUCGGGUGGAGACUUAGAUGGGGAUCUCUAUUAUGUCAUGUUUGAUCCAGAUAUGAAAUUAAAGAGGACUGUAACGCCUGCGGACUAUCGACGAUUGCCACCUCUAGACAUCGGCCGCUCAGUCACACAACCAGACAUGGCAGAUUUUUUCCUGACUUUCAUGAAGACGGACCAACUUGGUGUUAUAUCCAAUAGACAUCAAGUGUAUGCAGACCAAGAUGUGAUGGGAACCGAGUGUUCUAAUUGCCUUAAAUUGGCGGAGCUUUGCUCGACGGCAGUUGACUAUUCCAAAACUGGAAUUCCGCCUAAUCUUGGUGAUCCAAGUGUCCCCAAGAGUACCCUCUGGCGUCCUGACUUUAUGGCUCCAGGUCCUCAUAUCAAAAUCUCCCAUCGGCCUGAUGAUCGUCUGGAAUUUGUGAAAGAGUAUGUUCCAAUUGAGGCAAUGGACGAAGAGGACGAAAUCACGAAUAUCAAGUACUAUGAAAGUAAAAAAGUUUGUGGACGGCUUUACCGGGCGAUUGAUGAGCGAAAAGUCUUUGAGGAUAUUCAAAAGCUGAACGUACAAGCUAAUGAUAGUCCUGAUGUCAUGCAGCACAUGUGGGAGUUCGUUAAAUCUCGUUCCCAGGGAAUUCAAUGGCAACAUUUGCGCGAAGAUGCCCUCGAGAUUCAAGAAAUUUAUGAGAACAACAUGCUAGAUAUAAUGCAUGAGUACAGUGAACAUCCAACUCGUCCCAUCAGCGAGCGCGAGGUAUUCGUAGGUAACAUUCUCGGAAAAGUUGGAUCUGUAAGCAAAAAGCAAAGAGAGCUGUGCACCAGCAUGAAAGAGAAAUAUGACGAAAUCGCGGCAUUCAUUGUCAAUUGCAUCAUCAAGGUCAAUGAUGAGUAUUCGGAUGAGGCUCUCGAGCGAAGCAUUGCUUGUUUUGCAGUUUCUUUGGAUGAUAGAAAGAGGAAGGGCGCUCGAGACGAACCUCUAAAGAGCUUCAGAUACUUAGCUGCGGGUGUGUGUUUGAGGGAAAUGGAGAGGGUACCUGGUCUUCUUCCGAAUAGUUGGCAGGGAUAGAAAUUGGUGAUUCAUUGUUCGUGAGAACUUGAUACAGAGUUUUUUUUUUGUCAAGGAUAAGCUAUUAUUGCAUCAAACUUGAUGGAGAUGAGGGGAUGGAUGGAAAUACGGGCUUCUUAUGACUAUAAUUGCGGAGCUUGACGUGCUUCUAACGAUUUGAUGUCUCACGGUUUCAUUUUCUUUUCCAAUGGGUUCUGCUUAGAUUUCGCUGGUCUCUUAUUUCAUGGUAAAAUUUAGCUACCUAGGUAGAGAGCUUUAGAAAUUCUCAGAAAGUUUAAUAAACCCAU